CACAAUUUAAAAAGACAAACGAAACCAACCUACAACCAACAUGUACAAAUCCAUUGCACUCUUGACCGCCUUUGUUGGAUCCACAAGCGCCUUUGUGGCUCGAUCGUCACCAGCCGCCACAACGGCAAUGCACGAAACCAAGGCCGACCUGGAAGUCCUUGCCCAGGAACUGAACCCCAUCCUUGGUUUCUACGAUCCGAUGAACCUUGCGGAGGGUGAGUUCUGGGACACUUCCAACGAAGCAACCAUCGGCUUCCUCCGACAGGCCGAAAUCAAGCACGGCCGCGUUGCUAUGGCCGCCUUUGUCGGAUACUGCAUUCAGUCCAACUACGUCUUCACAUGGCCCCAGUCGCUCGCGGGAACCCUUCCCCCUUCCUUCGAUUUGCAGCCGGAGGAGCAGUGGGACGCGAUCGACAUCAAUGCCAAGUGGCAGCUCUUUGGCCUGAUCGGAUUUCUCGAGAUCUGGGACGAGAUGGGGGGAUACGGAGACACGGCCAUGCCGCACUACACCAAGGGACGACAGCCCGGAAAGUACCCCACGUUUGACGAAUUCCGAAAGGGAGUCCACUGGGUCCCCGAUUUGUACGAUCCCUUUAAGUGGAACGGAAAAAUGAAGGAGUCCGAGCGCGAAAGACGAUUGCUGGUCGAAAUCGUAAGUACAACAUCGAGCCGUAGAUGAAUCGGGCGCGAGAAUCUAUCCACGGAGGUGUGGGUUUGGUGGAUUGCAACUGCCCGAGUCCGUUCUAACCUCAAGGGACACGCAACUAAACUAUUCAUUCUUGUUGACAUUGCUUUAUCCCUCAACUCAUGCUUGCGUGGUUAAUGGAUGAUGGAUGAAUGAAUGGAUAUCCUUGCAAACGAUGCGCUUCAGAACAACGGUCGUCUGGCCAUGCUCGGAAUCUUCGGCUUCCUUGUUGCCGACAAGAUCCCCGGUGCUCUUCCCACAAUCGCGAGCAUUGCCAAGCCGUACUCCGGUGAGGUCAUGAACCCCUUCCAGGUCGAGUGGGGAAGCCCCUUUGUCAUGGUCAGCGCCAGCCCCGCGGCCGCAGGCACCUCCGACGCCAUUGCGGCAAAGGCGGCCGCGGUGGUCGACACGGCGUUGCAGAUGGCCGAAACCCUCUAAGGAAUCGAAUCGAAUCGAAUCGAACCGAACCGAACCGAACCGAACCGAAAGAAAUCGAACCACAAAGA
Messenger RNA from Pseudo-nitzschia multistriata, 1191 nucleotides. Lineage: Eukaryota; Bacillariophyta; Bacillariophyceae; Bacillariales; Bacillariaceae. The record is from the annotation of a GenBank genome assembly.